AUGCCUACGCAAACAAACAAUUUACGUGUUAAUUUUGUAAAAACUUUGCACACAUCACAAAAUUUAUGGGAGACAAAACAAAAUCAACCAGAAAAGCCGGAAAUUUCCAGCCUGGACCCUGUAACACCCCUCAGACUAACUGAAAAAGUACCCCUGGGUAAACUAGAGGGUAAAAUGCAGUUGAUCUACACUUGUAAGAAGUGUAACACCAAAAAUAUGCACCACAUUUCAAAACUUGCAUAUCAAAAGGGUGUAGUCAUUGUAACAUGCAAAGGAUGUGAGAAUCAUCACUUGAUUGCUGAUAAUCUCAACUGGUUCACAGAUCUGAAUGGCAAGAGGAAUAUUGAGGAGAUUCUGGCUGAAAAAGGUGAAGUUGUGAGAAGGUUAAGUGUAGGUGACACUAGUCAGGAGUUUAUCACAACUUCUGAAGGUGAAAAGAGUGGAAACAAGUUGUAA
Molecule: messenger RNA, 456 nt
Organism: Dalotia coriaria
Lineage: Eukaryota; Metazoa; Arthropoda; Insecta; Coleoptera; Staphylinidae
Product: DNL-type zinc finger protein-like
Exons: 1
Coding region: 1-456 (151 amino acids)
Biological process (GO): protein stabilization; protein import into mitochondrial matrix; protein folding
Cellular component (GO): mitochondrion
Molecular function (GO): protein-folding chaperone binding; zinc ion binding
Source: RefSeq, a predicted model, not a curated record